CAACGGUUUAUGCCAGUUCUGCGCCUCAGUUGGAAAAGUGGAGAUACUUCCCUAAGGAGACGCGAACCCACUUUCAAAAACGUUUUUCGAAAUCAAGUGCUCAAACAACAAAGAUACAUAUAUUUUUGUGUAAUUUAUAAACAUUCAAAGUGCUUUUAGUGAUAAUUAUUGAAAAAUGGAGACCACUAUUGUCACCACAACAACAACAACCACAAACGAUUUGAGGCGCUGCAAAAAGAUAGACCUCGAUGGCCAACUGGUCGGGUCGGCAUCGGAGACGGACGCAUCGCAUCAGUUUCCGUCCAAUGAAGAGCCGAAUGUACUUGGACAUGGCCCCAGCUACGAUGAGAAGAGAUUCAAAUGGCUGUGCAAUUUCGAUGAUGCCCCCAGCCAUCUGAAGUUCAAUCCGUACAUCCGACGCGGCUACCGUACAUUCCUCUCGAACAAGCUGUGCCUGCAGAGCAUUUUCUGGUGGACCAACGAGACGAUCAAUAUCUGGAGCCAUCUGGCUGGGUGCAUACUCUUCAUUGCCCUGACGAUCUUUGACUUUCAGUUCCUGCGCAUCCACGCCUCGUUGACCGAUCAGGUGCUGGUCGUCUGUCUGCUGGUCUGCUUCUGCCUGUGCAUGCUGAUGUCCGCCAUAUAUCACAUAUUCUCGUGCAAAUCGGAGGAGCACUAUGAGCUGUUCCUGUCGGUUGAUUUCCUGGGCAUAUCCCUCUCGCUGGUGGCCAUCUACAUAAGUGGCAUGUACUAUGCCUUCUGGUGCCACACCUUUCUGCGCACUCUGUACUCGACCAUUGCCAUGGGCAUGUUCGGCCUGGCCAUCGCUGUGCAGAUACCCAAACUGAAUGUCUCCAUGAACGGCAAGGUGGCAGUGCUGUUGCUCUGGUCUGCCUACGGUGUCAUUCCUCUGGGCCACUGGGCCGUGGCGAUGGGUGGACUGGAGAACGAGCUGGUCCGGCUGAUGGCGCCCCGCAUUGUUGUCAUGUACCUGCUGUGCCUCAUCGCCUUUGUGUUCUAUGCGGCCAAGAUACCGGAGCGCUGGUUCACGGGCAAGGUGGAUUUUGUAGGACACUCGCACAAUUGGUGGCACCUUAUCAUCGUGGCCGCCUUCUACCACUGGCACAACACCGGGCUGGUGUAUGCCGAGUACCGCCUGAACAACGGCUGCAGUGCGCCGAUCCUCUCCUGAGGGCCCGGCUCCGGCAGCGGGACUCUCUUGCUACGCCUAAUGUAAAUAGCUUAUGGAGCACUCUAUAUCUGCAUAUUAACUAAUAUUUAGUUGUAGUUGUUGACCGAUAUGAUUAAUUUAUGUAUAGCUUACUGUUUAGUUAGGGUUUCGUGUUAGUCUAUCCACGAGUCAGUCGGCACUGCACGAGCGGAGCGGAAGGUGUCUAUGUCUACCCUUCUUUCUUUCUAUCUUGAAUUUCCGUUGAAGAUGUUUCCUUUCUGAAAAGCUGUGUUAGUCUUGUUGACUCCAUUUUUACAAUUACUUUAAAUGCAAAUACAAUAUCGAAAGUACAAAACA
Drosophila persimilis is the source of this 1528-nucleotide messenger RNA. RefSeq names its product progestin and adipoQ receptor family member 3. NCBI's taxonomy places the organism in Eukaryota, Metazoa, Arthropoda, Insecta, Diptera, Drosophilidae. Gene Ontology annotation, cellular component: membrane. The transcript is spliced from 5 exons. The record is from RefSeq and is a predicted model, not a curated record. The coding region runs from base 176 to 1192 and encodes 338 amino acids. Gene Ontology annotation, molecular function: signaling receptor activity.